This is a messenger RNA of Phlebotomus papatasi, 1799 nucleotides long. Its product is annotated as transmembrane protein 26. NCBI's taxonomy places the organism in Eukaryota, Metazoa, Arthropoda, Insecta, Diptera, Psychodidae. The coding region runs from base 1 to 1479 and encodes 492 amino acids. The record is from RefSeq and is a predicted model, not a curated record. The transcript has 4 exons.
AUGGCAAAGUUUCUCGCAACAAUUAAAGCCAUCCUUACACGGGUUAUUUUUGGUGCUCACGGUCUCCUCGCGAUCUGGCAGUGUGUUAUUAGUAAAUCUAAUCAAAUCUGGUGGCUCCUCUCAGCUCCCAUUCUCCUCCUCGUGAUGGAGGCAAUCUUCACGCUGACGAUUAAGAAGAACCAAGAAUGGAGAUGGUUCUGCCCAUCAGUGUUUUUGUACCUCAGCAGUGUAGUUCCGGCCAUUUGGCUGUUGGAGCUGGAAAAGAUGGAGCGGAGGUUGAAGUUAAUUGUAGAUGAGAUUCCCAUCCAAGCGCCCAAUUUCAAGCAUCUGGGUAAAAUUCUUGGCACGCAAUUCAAAAUUCCUGAAAUAAAGGUGGACACUGGAACGUGGAUAAUGCUUAUUGAGCAAUUUCUCAUGCUUAUCCUAAUUGUUGGUCGCUGGAUGCUGCCCAAGGGCGACCUAACCAGAGAUCAGUUGAGCCAACUGCUAUUGGUUUAUAUUGGCACUGCUGCAGAUAUCAUUGAGUUCUUUGACUCAUUUAAGGACAGUACUAUUGCUAAUGAUCGUUUGCUUGUACUUUUGACCCUGGGGAUUUGGUCCUGGAGUCUUUUGCAAUUUACUAUUGUCUUAUCAGCUACGAGAGCGAGGAAACCACGAGGAUCUGGAGGAGGAAUGUCCACAUAUGAUCAUGAAGUUGGCUGCUGCUGUUGCAGUUGCUGCAGCAUCGAUGCAUGGGGCAUUGCUCUCAAUAUCCUUCUCCAGGAUGCACCUUUCCUUGCAUUCCGGCUCCUCAUCAUCAUUCACUACAACGUCAUCUCCUACAUGAAUGUCUUCUUUACGUGCAAGAACACUCUAGUAAUUCUCCUUCAGCUCUACAGAUUGUACGUUGUGCAUACGGAAAAUAGGAAGAUGAAGGCAAACAGGAGGCAUCAGGAGAGACGGAUGAAUGACAUCUAUGUAAUUUCUGGUAGCAAACAUAACGAAGGCAAGAGAAAAAGUCGAAGGAAUGUCGAAAGUGAUGGCAGUGAAAUUGAGGAGAAGCACGAAAAUGAGAGACGAAGGACUAAAAAUAGGCAUGUGUCAUCUGGCAAAAAAGACACUGGAUACUCAACUGCAAGCUCCCAGACAACACUGACAUCCAAAUCCAAUGAAGAGUCUCAUCGUGGCUCAAGAAUGAGCGGCAGAAUGAAAAAAUCCAACCACAAGAGUGACUUAUCGCCAGCUCGAGGCUCAAAGUCGAAAAGAAAGCAUACAAUUGACAAUGACAAGAAGCACCGUCGAAGAUGCGAAUCCGCGGAUUACGAAAAGAGUCGUGGAAGGAGAAAGCAUCGAAGGGAUGUGGAACCGCUUAAAGAGGAGGAUUCUAAAUCCAACAUCAGUGAGGAUUCCAUCCACUUUAAAGUGGUCAAUGAGAAAAAGUCCAAAAAGAAGCAGAAGUUGUCUGUGUCCUCAGAAUCCGAAACUUCAGCCACUCAGUGAGAUACUUUGAUCAUAAAUAUUCAACAGUUUGCAAAGGAAAGAAUGAUGAGAAAUUCAUUAUGAUGUCAUUACACUCUGCGGAUGGUAGCUACAUAAUAACAUUUUUCAUCCUUCCUAGAACAAAAAAACAGCAAUACUUUAUCCGUUCCUAAAAAGGUGUAGAAUGUAUAAAUUCUGUGGAUUUUUUUAGGGCUCGUUGUUCAAAUUCAAAGAUUUAGAGAAAAUCAAUGUGACUUCAGUUUUUUGUGCCUUCCAGAUUUUAAAUAGAAUAUAUUUCUUUCUUACUUUUUUAUCGCCAAUUGUUGCAAAAGUUGUAGAAC